Messenger RNA from Lactuca saligna, 345 nucleotides. NCBI's taxonomy places the organism in Eukaryota, Viridiplantae, Streptophyta, Magnoliopsida, Asterales, Asteraceae. The record is from the annotation of a GenBank genome assembly.
AUGGCAACAGUCGUGUCACCGCCGUCUCGAACGACAGUUCUAUCCCUUUUCCGGUCAUUUCUGCGAUCAGCCCGUCAGUUCCCUGACUACAACAUCAAGGAGUACACCAAGCGCCGUACCAUCGACGCUUUUCACAGCAACAAAACUCUGUCUAACCCUUCCUCGGUCGCUGCUGCUUUCGCUGACGGAAAUUAUCAGCUACAGGUCGUAGUUUUGUAUCUAGAUGUGCGCUAUCUUCUUCUUGUACUUCACCUCCAAAGAACCACCACCACCCGCUUCGUCUAUAAUUUUCUGACAAGAUGGUGGAUUCGGACGGUGGAAGGUGGGUCGUUCACUUUGCUUUGA